AUGAUGUCUGUAGCACGUAUAUAUGCACUGUACGCUGUGCACCGUUCCGCAGGCACGCCGGACUGCGAGGACCUGUCGGACGAGCCGGCGUCGUGCGGCGCGGCGGCGUGUGGGCCGCAGCAGUUCCGCUGUGACAACGGGCGCUGCGUGUACAAGGCGGCCGUGUGCGACGGACACGACGACUGCGGCGACGGCUCCGACGAGAGCGCGCGCCACGCCUGCCGCCCGCCGCCUCUGCGUUGCCCGUCUGGCCAGUGGCAAUGUCCAGGUGUUACUGGUCGCUGCGUCAACCUCACACAAGUGUGCGAUAAUAAAUUUGAUUGUCCCAAUGGAGCUGAUGAAGGUGCAAGUUGCGAUUUUGCUGAAUGUGAACAUCAAUCUGGUCUCUGCUCCAACGGUUGUAAACAAACUCCUAACGGUCCACUUUGCCUGUGUCCCAUCGGAGAGGAACUCGACACCGACGGUUUCACCUGCAAGGACAUCGAUGAAUGCGAUCCGCCUGGAAUUUGUUCUCAGUCCUGCACAAACACUAAAGGCUCGUACUUCUGCAGCUGUGUCGAAGGCUACCAGCUCAACACUGAUAAACAUUCCUGCAAAGCUAAUAAUCAUUCCAGUGCAUUCCUUAUAAUAUCGAAUAGACAUUCAAUCUUAGUGGCCGACCUUAACGAACAGGGACUUGAGAGAGUGCCAAUAAAUGUGGAAAAUGUCGUCGCGACUGCCUCCAAUAUGCACACUGGAACAAUAUUCUGGUCCGAUAUGAAACUUAAGAAAAUUUCUAGGUUGGAUCGUGGCAGCGAACCUCAAGUGAUUAUUUCCACUGGAUUAGAUUUAGUCGAAGGCUUAGCUUACGACUGGGUGGGUGGAAACAUUUAUUGGUUGGACAGUAAACUAAACACUAUUGAAGUCGCCAAAGAAGAUGGCAGUUCAAGAACGACUUUAUUGAGUGGCAACAUUACACAGCCUAGAGGAAUGUGCUUAGAUCCGGCACCAAACGCAAGAUGGUUGUUCUGGACUGACUGGGGAGAAAAUCCUCGCAUUGAGAGGGUUGGAAUGGAUGGUACUCAACGCUCUGCUAUCAUCACGACUAAAAUAUAUUGGCCUAAUGGUUUGACACUUGAUACUGCCACACAGAGAGUGUACUUUGCAGAUUCUAAAUUGGACUUCAUUGACUUCUGCUACUAUAACGGCACAGGGAGACAGCAGGUGUUAGCCGGCAGCCAUUACUUGUUGCAUCCGCAUUCAUUGACGCUUUUCGAAGACACGUUGUACUGGACAGAUCGUCAGUUAAACAGAGUGCUGUCUGCUCAUAAAUUUAAAGGCACAAAUCAAACAGUGGUAUCACACUUAAUCUCACAGCCUCUUUCGAUUCACGUUCACCAUCCAUCAUUACAACCGCAGUACCCAUCACCGUGUAAGGUGAACACAUGUGAACAUUUAUGUUUGCUCAGCCCGAACCAAACAAUUCAAUAUACUUGUAUGUGUAAACCUGGAUUCAAAUUACUUCCCGAUGGAAAAUGUAUUGAAGAGGAAUCUGCGUACUUGAUGGUUCUGAAAGGAUCACAAGUCAUUGACAUAUCCACUGAUGGUUCCGGAAGAGCAGGACAACUUUCGCCAGUUGUUGGAAUCCAAGGUGGAGUACAACUGGAUUAUGAUCGUCAAGGCCACAUGCUAUACUGGCUCCAAUCCAUCACUGGUGAUAGCAACGAUGAUGAAAACUGCACAGUUUACAGCAUGCCUUAUGGAGGUGGAAACAAAAUUGAGUUUUUCGGACAGGAUACGGGAAUCGUCGGUGCCCCAUCGGUAAUCGCAUUUGAUUGGCUCGGAAGAAACUUGUUCAUGGCUAACAGAGUAGCCAGCAACAUCGAACUUAUUCGUGUAGAUGGCAAAGUCAAAUAUAGAACUAUUGUUUUUGCAAACGAUGGUAGCAAGACAUCUAUUGCGCGGCCGCGGAGCAUGUGCUUAGAUCCCACAGAAGGAAAGAUAUACUGGUCCGACGAAGGCGGAUACGGAGUUCCAGCUAAAAUCGGAAAAGUGAAUAUGGAUGGAACAAAUCCUGUUAUUUUAGUUGACGUGAUAGAGAGACCGGAAGCUGUAGCAAUCGACGUUGAAAAGAAAAUCGUUUACUUCAGUACGCAGUUCCCUGCUAGCAUUAACAGCGUAAACACUGAAGGAAACGACAGAAAGACCAUUUUGACUGAAGCCAACGCCAUCUCUUAUCCGAAAGUUAUUGCCGUAUUGGAUUCUCGCCUUUACGUCCUUGACCCCCGUCAUGAAAAAAUAAUCAAAGCUGACCUUCCAAAUGGCGACAACAUCAAGGUUAUACUUGAUAAUGAAAGUGAUCUAAAAUCACUAACAAUAUUCCAAAAGAGGAAAAUGAUGCAUCAUCACCCAUGCUCACUAAAUAAUGGCGGUUGUGAACAGAUCUGUAUACCAAGCGAAGGUGGGUCGCGUAUUUGUUCGUGCUCAAUUGGCUACCGAAAAGAAAAUGAAGUGAAUUGUGUUCCCUACAAAACUUUCGCUGUCGUGUCUCAGUUGGACCUCAUCCGUGGAUACAGUCUAGAAAAUAGUGCAGAGGCGAUGGUUCCUGUGACCGGACAAGGUCAUCACAUUUUACAUGUCGACGUUCAUUUUGCAGAUAACUUUAUUUAUUGGGUAGAAUUUAACCGCGGUCAAUGGAAUGGAAUAUUCCGCAUUCGGCCCAAUGGCACAGAGUUGCAACACAUCGUCAAAGACGGAAUUGGUAGCAAUGGCAUAAGGGGCUUGGCAGUUGAUUGGGUUGCGGGUAAUUUAUAUUUCACAAAUGUCUUUCCACACGAAAACUACGUCGAAAUGUCUUGGCUUGAUGGUUCUCACAGAAAGGUUCUUAUAAAAACAACAAUGGACGCCCCGAGAGAACUAGCAGUAAAUCCAUUGAAAAGGCUACUUUAUUGGAUCGAUUACGGACAGUAUCCGAGAAUAGGAAAAGCAUAUCUCGAUGGCAGUAACUGGCAGACUGUUGUUAGUUCAGGAAUUUCGAACCCUAGAGAUUUGACUAUUGAUAUGUUAACUCACGAUGUCUAUUGGGUUGAUUCCAAACUUGAUCAAAUUCAAAAGAUCUCGUACAACGGUGGUAACAGACAGCUUAUAAGGUCUAAUCUGCCUAACCCUAUGGGUAUAGCGAUCCACACCGGAAGUGUUUAUUGGGUAGACAGGAACUUACAAACGAUAUACAAAGCAUCCAAACUACCAGGAAAUAUGUCGAUGCCCGAAAAAUUAAGAACCAAUCUGCCAAAGUUGAGAGAUAUCGUUAUUUUUGAUAUAAAUAAUCAACCCACCGAUGAUAAUAAUCCCUGCCGAAAGCUAGGAAAUGGAGGUUGCGAACAACUGUGCUUUAGUUACCCACCAGAUGCAAAUAAGGGAUACACACAUAGAUGUGACUGUGCUACUGGACAAAUAUCAGCAACCAACCCCAAAAAAUGCGAUGUAGUAGAUGAGUACUUAGUCUUUACAACAAGGACAGAAAUUCGCGCAGUCAACUUGGAUCCCAAAUCUACCGGAGUACCAUUUAAACCAAUUGGUAACUUGACAAACGUUGUCGGUGUUGAAUUUGAUUACGCUGAUAAUAAGCUCUUCUUUACCCAAAUUAGACCAUGGGCACGUAUAGCAUGGAUGUCAUCCAUUAACCCAGAUGCGUCAAAUAUUCAAAAUAUUAUAACCAAGAACAUAAACCCAGAAGGAAUUUCUUAUGACUGGACUCAAAAGAAAAUAUAUUGGACAGACAGCUCAAAUAAUUCUAUCUACGCUAUGAAUCUCGAUGGUACUGAGCUAGUCAUGAUCGCAAGAGUAGAACGUCCAAGAGCAAUAGUAGUCGACCCAUGUAAUGGCACAUUGUAUUACACAGACUGGGGUCGAUUUGGCACUUCAGGAAAAAUCUACAGAACGACUAUGGCUGGCUCUCUUAAGAAGGCCAUAAUAGACAAGGACUUAUCUCAGCCGAGUGGCUUAACAAUCGACUUUGAUGACUACAUGCUUUAUUGGACAGAUGCUGUAAGAGAAAAAAUUGAACGCUCGAAAAUGGACGGAUCGGACAGAGAAGUGCUUAUUUCUGCAACCAUAUAUCCCUUCGCAAUAACCGUGUUUAGGAAUUACAUCUACUGGACUGACUUGCAGCUACGAGGCGUUUACCGAGCGGAGAAACACACAGGGGCUAAUAUGGUAGAAAUGGUUAAACGGUUGGAAGACUCUCCUAGAGACAUACACAUUUACAGUACAAGCAGACAAACAUGUAAGAAAAACCCAUGUUUAAUCAGCAAUGGUGGUUGCGCACAGAGCUGUCACCCCGCGCCUAAUAAUUCUGUUGAAUGCAAAUGUGAUGACAACACUAAACUGGUAAACGAGGGUCGCAUGUGUGUAGCGAAGAAUAUAACUUGUGAUCCCAGCAAGUUCUUCUGUGCCAAUGGAAAGUGCAUCAGCCGCAUGUGGUCUUGCGACGGCGACGACGACUGUGGAGACAAUUCAGAUGAGGACAAGAACUACUGCGCAUAUCACUCCUGCUCACCAAACGAAUUCCGUUGUAACAAUGGUAGGUGUAUUUUUAAGUCAUGGAAAUGUGACCACGAGAACGAUUGCAAGGAUGGUUCAGACGAAGAAGGAUGCAUUUACCCGCCUUGUGCUGACGGAGAGUUCACAUGCCUCAAUUCCCGUUGCAUACCGAUGUCUCAAGUCUGUAACGGAAUUAACGAUUGUAAAGAUAACAUUACUUCCGAUGAAACACAUGAGCGUUGUCCAAGAAACACCACAUGUCCCACUAACCAUCUCAAAUGCGAAAAGACUAAUAUUUGUGUUGAACCGUACUGGCUGUGUGACGGCGAUAAUGACUGUGGUGAUAAUUCAGAUGAAGACCCGCUACAUUGUGCUCAGAGAACUUGUCCACAAAACAGCUUCCGUUGCCCCAACCAUCGCUGUAUCCCUGCCACUUGGUAUUGUGACGGUGAUGACGACUGUGGCGAUGGGGCUGAUGAACCACCAGAAUAUUGUCGAUCAGAAGGACGCACAUGUUUCGGAGACUUGUUUACAUGCGACAAUGGAAAUUGUAUACCGCGAAUUUACAUUUGCGAUGGUGAUAACGACUGUCUCGACAACAGUGACGAAGAUGAUAGGCACCAAUGCAACGAAAGAAAAUGUGACCCAGAAACGGAAUACACUUGCGAGGAGAAUAAAUUUUGGAAUCGCGCUCAAUGCAUUCCGAAGAAAUGGGUAUGUGAUGGCGACCCGGAUUGUAUUGACGGCACCGAUGAAAACUCUACUAUCCAUCAUUGCUCAACGCCUACACCCUGUUCUGAGGAUCAGUUUCAAUGCAACAACGGUAGAUGUAUCAACCAAGGCUGGGUAUGCGAUCACGAUAACGAUUGUGGGGACGGUUCAGAUGAGGGCAAACACUGUAAUACGCAAUACAAACAGUGUACAGAUCAAGAAUUUAAAUGCCAGAAUUUCAAAUGUAUCCGCAACCACUUUAGGUGCGAUGGCGAAGACGAUUGCGGUGACCAUUCAGAUGAAGUUGGAUGUGUUAAAGAAAAUAAAACGUGCCCUGCAGGCCAAUUUAAAUGUAACAACGAUCAGUGCAUAGACAACCGACUCGUAUGUAAUAAAGUCUCGGAUUGUUCCGAUGAUUCUGACGAGCCAGCUCAUUGUAACGUUGAUGAGUGCGCCAAGUUAGAAAUCAACCAAUGCGGCCACAAGUGCAUUGAUACACUAACAGGAUAUUAUUGUGAUUGUAAUCAAGGAUAUAAACUGCUCGCUGAUGGUAAAGCGUGCGCUGAUAUAAACGAAUGUUUGGAGACGCCUGGCGUUUGUUCGCAGUACUGCUCGAAUACACCUGGUUCCUAUUAUUGUAAAUGUAAUGAACAAUAUUAUGAAAGAGAAACUGACGAGCGCACUUGCAAGAGAAAGGACAACAUAACAGCAUGGGUUAUAUUUACAAAUAAAUACUACGUGAGAAACAUGUCUAUUGAUGCUUCCCAAUAUAAUUUGGUACAUCAAGACCUAAUGAAUGUCGUUGCUAUCGAUUUUGAUAUAAAGGAACAAAAGAUGUACUUUGCUGAUGUUUCGGCAAAGACAAUUUACAGAUCAGAUUAUUCUGAGCCUAACCCGACAAAGGAGGUUGUCAUCAGACACGAUUCUCAUGGUUUAGAGGGCAUUGCUAUCGAUUGGAUAGGUAGAAAAAUCUACUGGUUAGACCGACAUUCAAAGAAUUUGGAUGUAGCUGAACUGGAUGGUACGAGAAGAAAGACAUUGAAAACUGGAAUAGCCGAUCCACGAGCCAUCGUAGCUCAUCCUGGAACAGGAUAUUUGUACUAUACAUCAUGGCAUUUGCAAGCUUACAUCGGCAAAAUUGGAAUGGACGGUUCAAAUUUCACUGCUAUAUUAAAUUGGGAGGAUGAUAUUGCCUGGCCAAAUGCUUUGACUAUCGAUUACUUUACUGACAGGAUAUAUUGGGCCGAUGCUCAUUUAGACUAUAUUGGUUCAGCCGACUUAGAAGGUCGACACAGACACAUUGUACUGUCUGGUACUAAGGUCCCACAUGUAUUUGCUUUAAGCUUAUUCGACGAUGAAAUUUACUGGACCGACUGGAACCUGAAAGCUAUAAGCAAAGCAAACAAACAUUCAGGGGAAAAUCUCAUGGUAUUGAGGAACACCACCCAUCGUCCAUAUGAUAUUCACGUAGUCCACCCACUAAGACAGUUAACGUAUCCAAACCCUUGUGGCACAGACAAUGGAGGCUGUUCUCACCUUUGUCUCAUUGCCCCACCUCAUGCGUCUAGCUACUUAAAUAUUGAAGGCUACGGCGAAGAGGGUGUAACAACAUACAAAUGCGCUUGUCCCAAUCAGUUUUACUUAGCACGAGAUAUGAAAACUUGUAUUGCUAACUGUACAGAUGGGCAACAUAGAUGUAACGGUCGUGAUGAGAAAUGCAUACCAUGGUUUUGGAAAUGUGACGGUGAAAAAGACUGCAUGGAUGGAUCUGAUGAACCAGAUACCUGCCCAGUACGACAUUGCAGAGCUGGAUCAUUCCAGUGUAAGAACACUAACUGCACACCCGCAGCAACUAUAUGUGAUGGUACGGAUGACUGUGGGGAUGGAAGCGAUGAAGCUGAAUGUGCUCACGAAUGCCCUCUUCUGGAAUUUAAGUGCAAGUCUAGUGGAAGAUGCAUUCUGGAUAGUUGGAAAUGUGACGGUGAUACAGACUGUAAAGAUAACAGCGAUGAAGACCCAGCAAUGUGUCACAACAGGCCUUGUAAUCCGGACACAGAGUUUUCCUGCAAAAAUGGCCGUUGCAUUCCGAAAUUGUGGAUGUGUGACUUUGACAACGAUUGUGGUGACGAUUCUGAUGAACCGGCAUAUAUGUGUCGCCAAAGGAAUUGUACAACUGGGUGGAGGAGAUGUCCUGGACAAUCAAAUUACAGAUGUAUACCAAAAUGGCUCUUCUGUGAUGGCAAAGAUGACUGCAGAGACGGAUCUGAUGAACUUCCUGAAAAUUGUCCCACUUGUAAUGCAGAAACAGACUUCACUUGUGAGAAUAAGCGUUGUAUACCAAAACAAUGGCUUUGUGACUUUACCGAUGAUUGUGGAGAUGGCAGCGAUGAGGCAGAAUCAGUUUGCCAACACAAGUAUAGGGAAUGCUCAGAAUCUGAGUUCAAAUGUGGUAAUGGCAAAUGCAUAUCAUCAAGAUGGCGGUGUGAUCACGAAGACGAUUGUGGCGAUAACACAGACGAAUCGGACUGUGGUGGGUUCAAAUGUAAGAACGGCACGUUCCAAUGCAAAUCUGGUCACUGUAUUGCUGCCUACUUUAGAUGCGACGGAGACAGGGAUUGUAGAGAUUUGUCUGAUGAGAUCGGAUGUCCUCCACGCUUCCCAGGAGGCAGAUACUGUCCGGAAAGCAGAUUCCAGUGCGCGAACAAUCUGUGCGUGUCCCAGUCGGACCUGUGCGAUGGCACAGACGACUGUGGCGAUGGCUCGGACGAGACGCCCGCUAUCUGCACGAACUUUAACUGCGAUACUUUGCGCCGCUUCCACUGCGACAAUCACCGCUGUGUGCCGAGGUAUCAGGUGUGCGACGGCGUGGACAACUGCGGCGACGGGUCGGACGAGAACAACAUGACGCUGUGCGCGGCGCGCGCGCGGCCGUGCGAGCCGCUGUCGCAGUUCCAGUGCGCGAACCGCCGCUGCGUGCCGCGCACCGCGCUGUGCGAUCUGCGCGACCACUGCGGCGACGCGUCCGACGAGCUGGGCUGCCACACCGACCGCACCUGCGACCUGCGCGACAAAGGCGGGUGCGAACAGUUCUGCACGAACAUUACCACGGUGGAAGGCACGGCAGGCGGGUACAUCUGCACGUGCUUCCCGGGCUACAUCAUCGCGGCGGCCGACAGCAAGAAGUGCGUGGACGUGGACGAGUGUGCGGCUGGCACGCACCACUGCAGCCACCUCUGCAAUAACCUCAACGGCAGCUACAGCUGCGCUUGUCGUGAGGGCUUCCAAUUGGCUGAUAAUUUAUCCGGUGUUUGCAAAGUAACAGAUGAUGAAGUAGUAUUAAUGUUUGCAAAUGGACCAGUAAUAAGAGCUUUCGUUCAAGACAAAAAUGAGGAGUUCGAUGUCAUCAGUUCAGAAAAGAGAAUAGAGGCCAUAGAUUAUGAUCCGCAGAAAGAGAUGGUCUUUUGGGCUGACAGUUAUGAAAAGACUAUUAAGCGAUCAUAUAUGGUCAACGCUUUGGAUGGACAAGUUAAAACUGGUUUUGCUCAGGAUUUGAACAUGAAAGGCAAUUCCAAACCAACUGCGAUAGCAGUGGAUUACGUAGGUGAUAAUCUUUACUGGACAGAGGCCGACAGAACCGGUUCCAAACCGAGAGGCAGAGUUAUGGUUGCCAGAACUGACGGUAGAUAUAGAAGAGCGCUUGUAUCUGCUGGAAUUGAAAGUCCUACAUCUUUAGCUCUAGAUCCGCAAAUGGGUCGCAUGUUUUGGGCGGAUGCUGGAUCUGCUCCCAAGAUAGAGAUAGCUUGGAUGGACGGUUCAAAGAGAAGACCGAUUGUUUCGGAAAACAUAAGACAUCCAACUGGUUUAGCUAUUGAUCAUGCUAUGGACCAUGCAAUAUACUGGGCGGACACUAAGCUCAAUACAAUAGAAAUGAUGCGGCACGACGGUUCCAAUAGGAAAGUAAUUUUGAAGGGCGACAUGCUUAAGCAUCCACUAUCGCUGGAUGUAUUCGAAUCGUCCUUAUAUUGGGUGACAAGAGACACUGGUGAAUUAAUCAAACAAGAUAAAUUCGGAAGAGGAGUGCCAUUCGUAAUUUCCAAAGAUCUAGUCAAUCCUUCAGCUGUAAAAGUGUACCACCCGCGGCGCUACAACGCCACGGCGAGCGAGCGUGCGGCGUGCGCGCGGCUGCCGUGCUCGCACCUGUGCCUGGCGGUGCCGGCCGGCCGCCGCUGCGCCUGCCCCGACCAGCUGCAGCCGCCCAAGCGCGCCACGCACCUGCUCGCAUGCGACGCCGCGGUGGAGGCUGAGCGUCCACUGCCGCGCAUCUGCCCGUGCGAGAACGGCGGCACGUGCGAGGAGGACGGUGCGGGUGGGGUGCGCUGCGUGUGCCGCGCGCCGCUGCAGCCGCCUGUGUGCGCCGCGCAGCAGGCAGCUAGCCGCAGCGCUGCGGCGCACGUGCUGCUGCCCACGCUGCUGGCGGUCGCGCUUGCGAUAGCUGCCGCCGCCGCGGCCUUCUUUGUGCUGCGGAAGCGCCCCUUUGGUAAGGGUGUUGGAUUGGGUAGCCUGGCGUCGUCUCAGAGCGUAUCGUUCCGCGCCGGCUCGAACGUGGAGUUCGGCGGAGUGGGCGCGGGUGCGGGCGCGGGGAGUGGAGCGGUAGUGGGAGCGGGCGCGGACGCGUAUGCGCUGCACGAGCCGCGGAAGGGACGCGACUUCAGCAACCCCAUGUACGACGCGGUCACACGGGCCGUCGCGCACGGAGAACCGGAGCCAACGUUACCGGGCAUCUACGAGGUGCCGGAGGAGGUGAAGGAACGGGUGGGGUCGGCGGUGCUGUCGCCGUCCAGCAGCGCCACGCGCGACGCACGCGCACCCGCCGCUGCGCCGCGGGCGCUCGACCCGGCCGCCGACACCGGCGCCGACACCGCGCGCCUCGUGCACCGCGCGCCCGACUGCUAG
Messenger RNA from Parnassius apollo (apollo), 10185 nucleotides. The record is from the annotation of a GenBank genome assembly. Lineage: Eukaryota; Metazoa; Arthropoda; Insecta; Lepidoptera; Papilionidae.